Messenger RNA from Silurus meridionalis, 3755 nucleotides. RefSeq names its product nuclear cap binding subunit 3 (gene ncbp3). Lineage: Eukaryota; Metazoa; Chordata; Actinopteri; Siluriformes; Siluridae. Gene Ontology annotation, cellular component: nucleus; cytosol. The coding region runs from base 403 to 2454 and encodes 683 amino acids. Gene Ontology annotation, molecular function: mRNA binding; RNA 7-methylguanosine cap binding. The record is from RefSeq and is a predicted model, not a curated record. The transcript has 13 exons.
UCGCCUUCGAACGAGUCCCCAGUAAAGCUUGAGUGUACCGUGUUUUUACUCACAUGCUAGGUCGGGUACAAUCUCCUGAUCAGCGUACACAGGAUAGCGAAACGUCCUUGCAUAUGGUCAUUUGAGCUAGAUAGUAAACCUUCCUAACACUCACGUUGUACUUGAAGGCACCAUUUUGAAUCGGAACGAUUCAAUACAAUAAUUUCGAUAGCACUUGAAGGUAGCACGACUCCAACAGGUGGCCUUGUCUCAGAGCCGGUGCGGUGAUCAUAGCACACCACGGGGUUUCGCUAGGAGAAGCAUCUCAUCCUGCAGUCCGAACUACUCUUCAGUUCACUUUGUUUAAUGAAAAGGGAGCUUAGCAUUUUAGCUAGGUCGCUUCGUAGUUAGUCUGGGUACAUCAUGGCGGCUGUUCGCAGUUUGCGGCUUUCUGUGAAACCUGAAAGCGUCUCGGACCGCUCGGACUCCGACUCUGAUUCAGACUCCGACCGGAAUGUUCGUGAAGCGGAGCCAAUGGAGGUCGAGGAGGGAGAACUUCAGCUGGAAUCUAUUCCUGUUCGCAGAAGUUUAAAGGAAUUGUUACCGGACACAAGUCGGCGAUAUGAAAACAAGGCGGGCGCCUUUAUUACUGGCAUUGAUGUGACAUCCAAGGAAGCGAUUGAGAAAAAAGAAAAGAGAGCCAGGCGUUUUCACUUCCGUGCAGAGGACAAUGUCUCUCGGAGGAAUGUGGUCUUGGACAGAGAGCUUAUGAAAAAAGCAAUUCCAAAGAUACGCCUGGAGACCUUACACCUGAGUGGUGUGGAUGACAUGAGCACCCAGGAUGUGUUUAGCUACUUUAAAGAGUAUCCUCCAGCACAUAUCGAGUGGAUUGAUGAUGCAUCUUGUAAUGUAGUUUGGCUGGAUGAUAUCACUUCAACCCGAGCUCUGAUUAACGUUAGCCGGAUGCCUGACAAAGAAGAUUCUAAGACUGCUGGCACCAGUACCACUGACCUUCCACCACAAGAAGAGAGAGAGAGGCGAGAUCAGGGCUCUGAUAAUGAUGAGGAAGAGGACGGGGAAGUUGAUGAUGUGGUGGUGAAAGCAGUCAAAAGCAGCGAUGACAGUGAAGGAAAGGUCAGUGACAGUGAGGAGGAAGCAGAGAAAAAAUCAACACAGGGGGGUUCCCAGACAGAUGAGCUCUCUCAGGCAGAGCAGGAGUCUCUUCUUCGCAAUGACCCACGCCCCACAACCAAACCCUUCAAAGACAACAAGCUGUUCAUACGUUUUGCCACACAGGAUGAUAAAAAGGAGCUGGGUGCUGCAAGGCGAAGUCGGUACUAUAUGAAAUAUGGCAAUCCAAACUACGGGGGCAUGAAGGGCAUUCUGAGUAAUUCUUGGAAACGUCGGUAUCAUACACGGAGAAUCCAACGUGACGUUCUUAAGACUAAAAAGCCCUUAAUAGGAGACAGUAUGGGACACACUCCACCGUACACACACCGUCAUUCAGCUGAUCUGGUGAAUCUUCCAGAGGAGCCCAUAGAAGAGGAAGAAGAGGAGGAAGAGGAUGGAGAGGAAGACAUGGAUGCUGAUGACAGAAUUGUCGAGUAUAAAGACAGGGAGCGAGGGUCACAACUCGGAGAAGGAGGCCUCCGUAGCCGCCUGGGCGGCUCAUUCUCAGAGUCUUCAGAUUCGGAUGAAAUGGACUACGACUUAGAGCUGAAGAUGAUUUCAACGCCUUCACCUAAAAAGAGCAUGAAGAUGACAAUGUAUGCAGAUGAGGUUGAGAGUAAUCUGAAGACCAUCAGAAAUUCCAUUCGCAGUGAUUCUGGCUCAUCAAGCAGCGGUAUACGGAGUCGCAUUGGUGGUAGUGUGACCAAACCUAGCUCAGAAAAAGUGACAGAUGUCAGGCAGUUACUUGAGGAGAAAAGACAGGGCCUUUCACAACAGAGGACAUGCCCCCCUGUUGCCUCCACUGGAAAGACAGAUGUGAGGCAGAGGUUGGGGAAGAGGCAGCAUUCUCCAGAAAGGUGUCGGUCUGUCUCACCUGUCCCAUUGAAAGAGACAGCCCCUCGCAGAGAGCCUCUUACUGACGUUCACAGCAGACUCGGGAAGACUAAACAAUCACGGGGCUCCUACCCAGAACCCACUAAAGACAAAAAAUCAGGUGGUCUGUGGAGCCGACUGGGUCCAUCAAAUAAAGAAAGCAAAGGUGAUGGUAAGCUUUCUGGCAGGCUUGCGAGCAGUGUGGUGUCCUCCCGUGGGAGCCGGCAGAAGGAUGAAGCAGAUUCUGGUGGAGUUGUUGAUUCCGGGAACGAAGAUGAGGAUUUGCAGCUGCAGAAGAUGUGGGGGGUGAUGAUCAAACAGAAGAAGGAGCAGCAGUCCAACAAACUGAAGAAAAGUCGGCUGGACAACCUUCCAUCACUGCAGAUCGAGAUCAGCCGAGACAGCAGCAACGGCUCGGACAGUGACUCUUAAAAUCAAGAGACACUAAAACUAGAGAGUUAAGGAGAAAAAGAGAGGAAUGCUGCCAACUUGUUUGAAAGAUGCUUACAAGUAGAUAGCUUCACUCUCCAGCCCUAAUUUAUAAAUGGAUCCUUCAAACAUCCAAUCUUGUUCUCUCUCUGUUUCUCAAACACACCUAACAGACUUGACUCAGAUAGAGUCCCCUGCCAAAUGAGUGGAAAUAAUCAAGCUUUUGUUUGUCUGAAGAAUGGUCAUUGAGAGAAACAUAGUUUGGGCCUUUCUUCAAAGGAGCAGUUUGUAAUUUUUAAAACCGUUUUGCUACUUUUAAGGCAAAUUUAACUUACACCUUCCACUGCAUGGCAAUGUUGCAAAUAAGGUAUCUGAGGUAUCUUUAUAACAAAACAAAAAAACAUUAAAAAAUUACAAACUGCAUCUUUGAUUGAGUGGGAUUGACUGUGGUAUGACCUACUGUAUGUAUGUUUUAUGGCGUUGCACCAGGUUGAAAAUAAUUUUGGGACCUUAAACAAACAAAACACUGAAUUGUCUCUAUGAAAAACUUUUAAUGAAUAUAGUAGCAGUAGCAGCAUGUAGUGUUGCCAUCUUACACUUUCAAAGUCUCCAGUUUAAUCUUGAUCUUGGUUACUGUGGGGGGGUGGACUUUUGUAUCGCUUCCAUAUUUUGCUUUUACUUUAAAAAACAUGCCAGUCAGUGGAUUGAUGACUAGAUUGGCUUAGGUUAUGCUUAAGUUUGCCCAUGGUGCCCUAUAUAGAAGUGGCUGUAUUCUACUCUUGCCCAUUAUUACUGGAGAAAUUAUUACUGGAUUCACCAUUCCCUUGACUAAGAUCAAAUAAUUACUGAAGAUAAAUUACUGAAUGAAUCAUGUUUCAUGUUAAGAUUAUUAAAAUAAAUUGUUGUAAAUAAUUUGUUUUUGUAUUUGGGGAAUUGUCUUGGGCUAGAUUAUUUCACUGGUGCACACCAUAUAAAUCAGGGUUAGAUAUCUAUUCUGGAGCACCAGAGUCCAGUGAACUUUGGUGAUUUUCCUGUUUAUGCUUUAAGGAAGAGAAACAACCUACUUUGGCUGGAUUUUGACCCUCCACUACCACAGUCCAUGUGCAUCCCUGUCAGAGGUCCAUGCACUGGAUGCAUCAGCACCCAUGUUGAUUAGUGAUGUGGUGCAAAAUCGGGACUGAAGGUGAUUCACCAUGUAGCCGAUUAUUUUAUUUUUUUUAACUACAUUCCCAUACAGUAUGUGAUCAAUCAGCUUAACAAGCAAGGAAAUAUAUUGUAUGUGCAAAUAAACAUCUUUUUCAUAA